GUGUAAAUAGAGCGAAAGCGGUUUCGCGGCCGUCUGCCGCCUCCGAGCGAUUCUCGAGGAGCCCAGAUGGAGAUGGAAGACGAGCAGGAGCAGCGACGCAGGAAGGUGGAGGCCGGGAGAGCCAAGCUUGCUAACUUCCGACAGAGAAAAACAAAAGGUGACUGUCCGAAUUCGAAGAAAAAGACGGCGAAGAGGAAGGGUUCGGCUGUCCAUGCGUCUGUCCAGGAGGAGGGUUCGGUAGCGGCACCCAACAGCGAGCUCGCCCAAGGAGGGGCUGUCUUUGAAAGCCAGUCGGGCAGCAACAUCCUGGAGGGGGCCGGAGAGGCAUCUGCAGCUCAGGAACAACAGGACUGUGAACUGGAUGUGACUGACCUGCAGGGACAGCAGCAGCCACAGCUACAGCCACCCCAGACAGCCCACAGCCUUGAGCUAGAAGCACUCCGCUUGAGCCUGAGCAACAUGCAUACAGCGCAGCUGGAGCUGACGCAGGCCAACCUGCAGAAGGAAAAGGAGACGGCGUUGACGGAGCUGCGGGAAAUGCUCAAUGGCCGGCGGGCACAGGAGCUGGCGCUGCUGCAGAGCAGGCAGCAGUGCGAACUGGAGCUGAUGCGAGAGCAGCACGCCCGCGAGAAGGAAGCGAUGGCGCUCCGCAGCGGGCAAGAAACAGCUGAGCUGAAGGAGAAGUUACGUUCAGAAAUGGAGAAGAACGAGAAGAACAUCCAGAUGAUCGAGACUCUGAAGCAAGAUUGGGAAUCUGAAAGAGAGUUAUGUUUGGAAAACCUCCGCAAAGAAUUGUCUGCGAAGCAUCAGUCGGAAAUGGAGGGUCUGCAAAACCAGUUUCAGAAGGAAUUGUCGGAACAGAAAGCUGAAUUGGAGAAGAUUUUUCAAGCCAAACAAGAGGCCGAAGUUUCCCUGAAGAACCUGGAGGCUCAGCACCAGGCAGCCAUCAAGAAGUUGCAAGAAGACCUGCAGUCGGAGCACUGCCAGUAUUUACAAGAUUUAGAGCUGAAAUUCAGAGAAAAGGAAAGAGCAAAAGAGUUGGAGUUAGAGACUCUUCAGGCAUCCUAUGAAGACCUAAAGGCUCAGUCCCAAGAAGAAAUUAGACACCUAUGGUCCCAGCUUGAGUCUAUGAAAACCAACAGAGAGGAAAUGAAUGGGUCAUGGGAGCCGCUCCUGGCCCAAGCAUCUCACCUGGAAGAGCUGGAGCAUCUGCGGUCAGAUUUCGCUCAGCAGCAGCAGCAGGAGAGAGCCCAGCACGAGUCAGAGCUGGAGCACCUGAGGGUCUACUUUGAGAAGAGGUUGAAGGAUGCUGAGAAGACGUACCAAGAGGACCUGACCGUGUUCCAACAACGGCUGCAGGAGGCAAGGGAGGACUCUCUGGAGUCUGCAGAGAUCAGUUCAUCCUGUAUAUUUCCAGAGGAGACAUCUGGGAGAGAAAGGAAGGAGCCGCCUGAUCCACUUGAUCGUCAGCUUGAGCAGCCGAAGGUCCAGGACAGUCUGGUUGAAGCCUAUCAGGUGAAACUCAGUACAGCUGAGGAGAAGAUUCAGCAAAUGAAACACGAGUUCCAAAAAAAGGAAGCUGAGUGGGAGCUUUCACAGGAGGACCUAAAGAGAGAAGCUGAGGAGAGACUAGCCUCCAUGUUUCUCGAGCUAAGAGAAAAGGCUGAGUCUGAGAAACUGUCCAUAAUAAACAGGUUCGAGGUUCGGGAGUCUAGCAUGAGGCACCUGCAGGACCAGCAGGCCGCCCAGAUCUUGGACCUGGAGAAAUCUCUGAUGGAGCAGCAGGGUCACCUGAAGCAGCUGGAACAAGAACUCACUAGAGAUGAAGUUCUGCUGUGCAGCCAGUGUGGCAAGGAGGCCCCUGUGGCCCAGGAUGAGAAGAACGUCACGCUCCUCCGAGAGAAGGAAGACUGUGCCCUCCAGCUGCUGAUGGCCCAGAACAGGUUUUUGGAAGAGCGGAAAGAGAUCAUGGCGAAGUUUGCCAAGGAGCAAGAUGCCUUCCUUCGAGACGCCCAGGAGAAGCACAGCCAGGAGCUGCAGCUCCUGCAGCAGGGACACCAGCAGCAGCUUCUGGCUCUGAGGACCGAGCUUGAAACCAAGCACUGCUCUGAGCUCAGGGAGCAGCUCGCUUCCUUGGAGAGCAGGCAGCAGGCGCUCCUUGAGACUCACGUGGCCGAACUGCAGGUAAAACACGAUGCUGAAAUUAGUGCUUUGGAGAAGAGACACCUGUCAAAUCUGGAUGAGUUAGAAUCCUGUUACAUGGCCGACGUUCAGACUAUUCGGGACGAACACAAACGGGCUUUGGAGCUCUUGCGAGUGGAGCUGGAGGAACAGCUACAGAAAAAGGAUUCUUGUCACAGAGAGAUUUUGACGCAGGAGUUGGAAAAACUGAAGCUCAAACAUGCUGCAGAGCUUCAGUCCGUAAGAGAUAGCCUGAGAGUCAACCUGAGUGCCCAACACACAGAGAACAGGAAAGGCCCGGCCACUGACGUGCAAGGAGCUCACCAGGACCGGGCCAUGGCUCUGCACAGUGAUGGGCACCUGCUGGAGGAGGAUGGUGAUGCAGCCUUGGGUAGUGUGGGUGCCGAGGGCCUGCUGCACCAAGCUGUGUCUCAGGAGCUGGGAGACGCACACACAGCUGAAAUGCAGAGGUCACAAGCAGAGUUGGCCAAACCCCAGGAGCUGCAGGCAUCCCAGGACCAGGCUACACAGGUGCUAGACAAGGUCUUCUUGCUGAACCGGGAAUUAGAAGAGUGUCGGUUGGAACUGGAGCAGCUGCAGCAGAGGCGGGAGCGGGAGAACCAGGAGGGCGCCACUCUGAUCUGCAUGCUCAGGGCUGACGUGGAGCGGGCUCAGAGCGAGGGGAAAGCCCUCCGAGAUGCCCUGAGGAGACUUCUCGAUCUGUUUGGGGAAACACUGAAGGCAGCUGUGACCCUAAAGAGCCGGAUCAGUGAGCGUGCGGGGCUCCUCCUGGACCAUGAGGAUGCUACAGAUAUAAGCGAUGCCAGGCUAGCAGCUGCUGCCCUUGGCAAUAUGUGGUCUGACGAGGGUCUGCUGGAGAUAGACAGAACUUUGCCAGAAGGGGCAGAGACAUCUUCAGUGUGCGAAAUCAGCAGUCACGUGUGUGAAAGCUUCUUUAUGAGCCCUGAAAACACACUGGACUGUGAGCAGCCAAUUAGAAGAGUCUACCAGAGCCUCAGCACCGCUGUGGAGGGUCUCCUGGAGACGGCCCUGGACUCCUCCAAACAGCUGGAGGAAACUCGCCGUCUCCAUCACUGUGUUGAGAAAGAGUUCCGUCACAGGAACGAGGAGAUGGCCCAGGCCGUGCAGAAGCAGCAGGAGCUGCUGGAGCACCUGAGGGAGGAGAGUGCGGCCAAGGACGGGCUGGCACUGCAGUUGCACACGGCUGAGGGUCUCCUCGAAGGAUUCAAGGUGGAGAAAGCAGAUCUGCAGGAGGCGCUGGACAAAAAGGAGGAGUCAGAACAGCAGCUGGUCCUGGAGCUAGAGGGUCUUCGAAGGCAGCUGCAGCAGGCUACCCGGGAGCUGCUUACUCUGAAGGAGGAAAACUCCGUCUUGUGGAACCAGAAGGAAACUUUCACUAAUGAAGCAAAGGAAAGAGAAGCUGCACUGCAGAAGGAGGUGGAAUCUCUUACCAGAGACCAGUGGGAGUCGAGGAAGCAGUCUGAGAAGGACCGUGCCACCCUGCUCUCUCAGAUGCGCGUCUUGGAGUCUGAGUUGGAGGACCAGGUUGUGCAGCACCGGGGCUGUGCCCAGCUGGCUGAGGAAGUGGCUACCCUGAAGCAGCAGCUGGCUACCCUAGACAAGCACUUACGUAGCCAGCGUCAGUUCAUGGAUGAGCAGGCUGCUGAGCGUGAGCAUGAGCGUGAAGAGUUCCAGCAGGAGAUCCAGAGGCUGGAGGGGCAGCUCUGCCAGGCAGCCCGGCCACAGCCUCCGGGGUCCCGAGACAGCCAGUGUGCCCCGCUAGAUGAGGUGGAAUUGUUACAAGAAAAGCUGAGAGAAAAAUUAGACGGGUUUAAUGAAUUGGCCAUAAAGAAAGAUUUUGCAGAUCAACAGUUAUUAAUCCGAGAAGAAGAAAUUAAGCGUCUUGAGGAGACGAAUGCCAGCAUACAAAGGCAAAUGGCCCAGCUCCAGGAAGAACUGGAAAAACAGAAAAAAAGCAUGGAAGAAUUAAAGGAAAGAGAGACACUAAAGCAAGAGUGCAUGGGUGACUUACUGCUAACACCUGUAUCACGGUCCAGGCUGGAUGAAGCUGGGCGUCCUAUGCUUUCUCAGGGUGGCAUUUCUAGGGGUCUGGAAGCCCACCCAGAGGUAGCAGAGAGGGCGCUCUUGCAGCAUGAGAAUGAGGUUGUACGGAGCAGAAACUCUGAGAUCGAAGAGCUGAGAGCCAUCAUUGAGAACUUGCAGGAAAACCAGAGGCAGUUACAGAAGGAUAAAGCUGAGGAGACGGAGCAGCUCCACGAAGUCAUUGAGAAGCUGCAGAGCGAGCUAAGCCUCAUGGGGCCCAAGGUGCAUGAAAUCAGUGAUCCUCAGGCUGGCAGCCUCUAUGAUGAGCUGCCCUGCCUCCAGGUCGCAGGCCUGGGUGGACAGGCACUCCGCAGUGAGCUGCAAGCGGCACAGGCAGCCAAGGAGGUCUUUGGGCAGCUCCUGGCAGACCAGGCACAUGGGCACAGCCAGGCCCUGGAGGCACUGCAGCAGCGUCUCCAGGAUGCAGAGGAGGUUGCUGCAAGACACCUGGCUGAACUAGAACACUGUGUGGCCCUCAGAGAGGCGGAGGUGGAAGCCAUGGCCUCUCAGAUCCAAGAGUUUGAAGCUACCCUGAAGGCAAAGGAAGCAGUCAUUGUGCAGAGAGAUUUAGAGAUUGGAGCCAUGAACAAGUGGAAAGUAAGCCAUUCCCUGGAACUGGAGGCCACCCUCUUGUCUUUGGCUCACUUCUGUCAUGCUCUGGAACAGCAGCAGGCCCUUGCCACCCCAGACGAGCCUCCCCAGCUACGGCAGCUGCAAGUGCAGUGUGCUCGCCUCUGCCAGCAGCUGCAAGUGCUGUACCGGCGUUUCCUCAAGUUCCAGAUGGAGUUGGGCCAGCAUCAGCUUCAGGGAGCGUCUGUUGGCUGUGCAAGCCCUUGUGCAGAGGCACAGGCUAAACAUGAUGUUGAACUGGAACCGGACAUAGUCAGCAGCGGGCUAGCCUUGGCUCCCCGCAGCCCAGCCACACAGGCUGAGGACGAACAACCGGAAGACGGUCACCUGGGCAACGCCAGCCUCAUAGCCCAGGUGAGACAACUUCAGGAGAAACUGGACCAGCAGGUGCAUUCCAUGGCCUUCAGGGACACCAGCAUUGAAACAUCUAAAUUACAGCAGCCAAAACUGUUAGAAAAUGGUUCCAGUAAUUAUUGUCAUAAUGGUGAAGAAAGCAAGCCAUCACCUCCUGAUGCUGUGCUUAAUACUGAUAAAGCCACGUGGGAUGUGACCGAUGUUAUUAAAAAUCAGGAUUUGCUGGUCCAAAUUGAAAGGCCAGAUUUCCCCACUCAAGAAAAGUUAACAUCACCAGGGGGGCCUUUCUCCUCCCGAGCCGGUGUGUACAGCAACUCCCUCCUCCCUCAAGAGACUGAACCCCAGAAGGACCCUGUGAGGGCGCUAGAACUGUCUUCCUGGAGCUCCCCUGAGGUUCUCCGGAAGGACCCGUCCUUGGAGCCUCAGCACAGCCUGCCCCUGACUCCGGGCGUGGGUACAGUGAGCCUGCAGAGUGUGGACAUGUCACCAGACUGGACAGACCCACUGCUGCAGGCUGAUGUGUCGGGUCUGCUUUGUUACCCGGGCAGGUCUGCAACAGGCCAGGCCCCACUGUGGGCAGUGACCCCUUCGGCUGAGAAGCACCAUGUGGAGAGGACAGCCACGGAGAAGGACGUCGAGGACUUUAUCGUAACAUCCUUUGAUUCUCAAGAAUCGUUAACAUCCCCUUCUCAUGAGUUAGCGAGAAGAAGCGACGGGAGCGGGAAAAGUGAUGGCCCAGACAUUGCUAUGAUGCUGACCCUGGGCUCAGAAGGAUCCGAGACUCCCACCACUGAUGUAGUAGCUGCUACUGUUCCUUUCUCUAGAAGGUUUGUCCAGUCACCAGGAGCAAUGAAGGAGAAGGAAGUCCAUGCAAAGCAAAUGAAGGCUUUGCUGCAGAUGGUGUUUGAUGAGAGCCACCAGAUACUGGCCUUGUCAGAAAGCCAGGACCCCUCUAGUGCACUGAGCAAGGGUGAACCACGUGACCCUCUGGAUGGCUUCCCAAGGGACAGGCAGGCCCUUUCGGAGGUGACAACUGACAGAGGAGAGAAGGAAUCUUUGGAAACACACCUUACGUGGAGUGAGGAGCUUUUGCGGGUCAUACAAGAAGUGUUCGCCAGGGAGCAGGAGAAUGCUGAGCUGCAGCCUAGACCUUAUGGCUCAGACCUAGGAAACUAUAACUCCCUGGUCAAGAGGCUGGAGAAGGUUAUCCAAGAGCAGGGAUACCUGCAGAAGGUCCAGGAACACCUGUGUCUGCCAGACAGGAGCAGCCUGCUAGCCGAGAUUCAGGCCCUGCGUGCUCAGCUCCGCAUGACACACCUACAGAACCAAGAGAAGCUGCAGCAACUGUGCGCAGCCUUGACAAGCACAGAGGCCCGAGGGAGCCAGCGGGAGCACCAGCUACGGAGACAAGUUGAACUAUUGGCGUACAAAGUAGAACAGGAAAAAUGCAUAGCAAGCGACUUACAGAAAACCUUGAGCAAAGAACAGGAGACGGCGAGCGACGUGCGCAAGCGCCUGAUGGUGGAGCAGAGUGCUGUCCAGGACUUGAAGUCCGAGCUGCAUGCCUGUAAGCAGGAGAACACGAGCCUGUUGGAGUCGCUGGACAAGGUGCAGCAGGAAGUCCUGCGGCUCAGAGCCGUCCUGGACGGGAAGGAGAACGAGCUGAAGGUUGUACUUGAGGAGCUGGAGUCUGAGCGCGGAAAGGGGCAGGCCCUCCAGGCCCAGCAGGAGGAGCAGCAGCUUCGGUACCUGCAGAGGGAGGGCCAGAGCUCAAGGGCCCUGGAGGAGUUAAAAAUAUCUUUGGAGAAGCAGCUUGCUCAAAAUAAUCAGCUGUGUGUUGCUUUGAAACACGAGCGGGCGGCCAAGGACAACCUGCAGAAGGAGCUGCAGAUCGAGGCCUCGCGCUGCGAGGCCUUGCUGGCACAGGAGAAGGGCCAACUCUCCGAGCUGCAGAAGAGCCUAGAGGCUGAGCGGAACCGCUCGCUGGAGCUCUCCGAGGCCUUACAGCACGAGCGGCUCUUGACGGAGCAGCUGAGCCGCAACACGCAGGAGGCCCGUGCCCGCCAGGAGACACAAGUGCAGCAUGCUUUACUGCGAAAGCUGAAAGCAGAGAAGGCUCGUGCAUUGGAGCUGGAGGCCAUGCUCGAAAAGGUGCAGAAGCAGGCUGCCCACACCCAGCAGCAGCUGGAGUCGCAGGCUCAGGAGCGCUGCGUAGAGCUCAGGAGAGAGAAGGAGGUAAGUGGCAACCUGAGGUCAGCCGUGGACGCCUUGCGGACCCACAAACAGGAGCUGGGAUGCUGUCUGGAGAGAGAGAGGGAGAAGGCAGCUUGGUUACAGGCAGAAUUAGAACAGUUAUCCGCCAGAGUGAAAGAGCAAGAAGCACGCAAGGACGCAAGGAGGAUGGAGAGGAGGUCGAGCCGCGCAGACCUGGACAAGAGGAAGUGGCAGAGAGACAAGGAGACGCUGCGAGAGUUAGAGAUCCAGCGUCAGCGUGAUGAACAUAAGAUCGAGCAGCUUCAGCGCAUGGUGAGGGAGCUGAGGUGCAAAGAGGAGGUGCCCGGAGGAAGUGGCCCUUGCCGGGGCUCCCCCUGCCUGGGUUCUGUGGAGAGGGGCCAGUUCCAGGAGCAGCAGCAGGAACUGGAGAAGAUCCGGCAACAGCUGCUGUGUGCAGCUGGGCUCCUCACAAGCUUUACCAACCACACAGUCGACAGGACAAUUAAAGAUUGGACGUCAUCCAAUGAGAAGGCAGUGUCCUCCUUAAUGCGCACACUGGAGGAGCUGAAGUCUGAACUGAGCAUGCCCACCUCCUUUCAGAAAAAAAUGGCUGCAGAACUACAGGUCCAGCUAAUGAAUGAGCUGCUGAGUGACAACGAUGCCCUCACAAAAGCUGUGGACAUGGCACACAGAGAGAAAGCAGAGCUGUGCAGGACCGUCUCCCGGCUCGAGAAGACCCUGAAGCACCACACGCAGAAGGGCUGCAUUCUUAAUAGGCAAAGCAAAUCUUCAUUGAAGCAAGAUGGGGCGGAUCUGCAGAGUUCUCCUCGGUACUCAGACCCAGAGUGUCGCGCACAGACUACAAGCGGGGAAACAAAUACCUGCAAUAUCAAGAUGGAAAAGCUGUACCUGCAUUAUCUGCGAGCAGAGAGCUUUAGGAAAGCUCUGAUUUAUCAGAAGAAGUAUCUCUUACUGCUGAUUGGUGGGUUCCAGGACUCGGAGCAGGAAACGCUCUCAAUGAUCGCUCAUUUGGGGGUCUUUCCUUCCAAAGCAGACAAGAAAAUUACCACAUCACGUCCCUUCACCAAGUUCCGCACCGCUGUUCGAGUGGUCAUCGCAGUAUUGAGGCUGCGGUUUUUGGUUAAGAAGUGGCAAGAAGUGGACAGGAAGGGAGCGCUGAUACACAGCAAAAGCACCCGCCACGGACAUCGAACAUGCCAGAGACAACAUUCUCCGUCGGGAACCAGAGCAUCUCUGCCAACCCGAGACACAUCCUCAGGGCAUACCAAGGACUCUCGGCACAGCCCCAGAUCUGUGGCAGCCGUCUCGCUGGGCAAGGAAAGAUCAACGUCAACACCAAGUUCAAGGCUAGAAAGAUCCCUGACUCCGUCUCAAGAUCCUGAGCAGUCCUUGACAGAAUACAUUCAUCGCUUAGAAAUGAUCCAGCAGAGACUUGGGGGGCUGCCACCAGAUUCUACUCAGAAACCCUGCCACCAGAAGAUUAAACAAUGAAUAAAGUCCUUGUGGCUCUUAACCAGUGACAUUUCUAUUUGAGGAAAGAUUUUUUUUUUUCCUAAGGAAAGCUCAUGGUAUGGUCUGUCACCACUUUGGGAGUGGUGACACCAGGCCCUAGGAGCCACCGAGAGCUUCCUCCUCGGCACACUGCUAAAUGGAGGGAGCACGCUGCGCUCCUCCCUGCCCAGCGCCAGCGAGCAGUGGCCACGCUGGGGCCCAUGCCUGACGACGGAGCCAUCUGCCUCGUCCGCGGCAGAAGCUGCUUGUUUUCUUAGCGUGCCAGGAUGGGACGAUGGGACGGUCAGUUGAAAAUGAACACAAAGGAAGAAAGGAAUGCAUUUUAAGAACUGUUCUCGGAUGGA
Molecule: messenger RNA, 9380 nt
Organism: Arvicanthis niloticus (Nile rat)
Lineage: Eukaryota; Metazoa; Chordata; Mammalia; Rodentia; Muridae
Gene: Pcnt
Product: pericentrin
Biological process (GO): signal transduction
Molecular function (GO): molecular adaptor activity
Source: RefSeq, a predicted model, not a curated record